AGUCUCCGCCUCCUGGGAUAAAUUGCGGCUGCGCAGGUUCUUUCGGUCUUCUCCCACGUCAACCCGUGCAGCUGCUACUUACUUCCCAACGUGAGCACUAUUAUCAAAGGAUCAUGGCUGAGAUGAAGGAGCGCACAUUCAUUGCCAUCAAGCCCGAUGGCGUGCAGAGGGGCAUCAUUGGAGAAGUCAUCAAGAGGUUUGAGACAAAAGGCUUCAAACUCGUUGGCAUGAAGAUGCUCCAUGCCUCUGACGACCUCCUGAUGAAGCACUACGCUGACCUGAAGGAAAGGCCAUUCUUUCCUACCCUCAUCAAGUACAUGAGCUCUGGGCCAGUGGUUGCCAUGGUGUGGGAGGGCAAGGGUGCUGUGAAGACCGGCAGGGUGAUGCUGGGUGAGACCAACCCCGCUGACUCCAAGCCCGGAACCAUCAGAGGAGACUUCUGCAUUGAUGUCAGCAAGAACAUCAUCCACGGAAGCGACGCAGUGGAGAGUGCCAACAAGGAGAUUUCCCUGUGGUUCACAGAUGAGGAGCUGGUCAGCUACACUAGCUGUGCCUUCAGCUGGCUCUACUGAGCACUCCUCACACUGGUCUGAGACCAGUGACCUUUUUGCCUCAUACUUCCUGUUUUUUGUCCAUGGCCUAGAGCGGAGAAGAACUGAAGUUCUUAAGGUCUCAAUCAUCACAUCACCCUCUGCCCUCUUAUCAUCAUACUGUACUUGGAUCUGGUCUCUGAUGUCCAGGUCCGGUAUGAAUUCAUUCCUCAGCUCCAUUCCUUUUUUAGAAACAUUCCAUCGAUCCUUGAAAUGUACAGUUAAUGACUGCAACUAUCCUUGACUGUCGUUUUUGUUAAAAGGUGAUCUGCUUUCCAAUAAAAUGAACACAAUA
Anoplopoma fimbria (sablefish) is the source of this 885-nucleotide messenger RNA. RefSeq names its product nucleoside diphosphate kinase A2-like. Gene Ontology annotation, biological process: CTP biosynthetic process; UTP biosynthetic process; GTP biosynthetic process. Gene Ontology annotation, molecular function: nucleoside diphosphate kinase activity. Lineage: Eukaryota; Metazoa; Chordata; Actinopteri; Perciformes; Anoplopomatidae. Bases 114 to 572 code for a protein of 152 amino acids. The transcript is spliced from 5 exons. The record is from RefSeq and is a predicted model, not a curated record.